Molecule: messenger RNA, 1082 nt
Organism: Hippopotamus amphibius kiboko
Lineage: Eukaryota; Metazoa; Chordata; Mammalia; Artiodactyla; Hippopotamidae
Gene: TLX3
Product: T cell leukemia homeobox 3
Exons: 3
Coding region: 16-891 (291 amino acids)
Biological process (GO): animal organ development; regulation of transcription by RNA polymerase II
Cellular component (GO): nucleus
Molecular function (GO): DNA-binding transcription factor activity, RNA polymerase II-specific; RNA polymerase II cis-regulatory region sequence-specific DNA binding
Source: RefSeq, a predicted model, not a curated record
UUCCGCCCGCCCAGGAUGGAGGCGCCCGCCAGCGCGCAGACCCCGCACCCGCACGAGCCCAUCAGCUUCGGCAUCGACCAGAUCCUCAACAGCCCGGACCAGGACAGCGCACCAGCCCCGCGGGGCCCCGACGGCGCCAGCUACCUGGGAGGGCCUCCCGGGGGCCGUCCGGGCGCCACAUACCCGUCUCUGCCCACCUCCUUUGCCGGCCUCGGCGCGCCCUUCGAGGACGCGGGAUCUUACAGUGUCAACCUGAGCCUGGCGCCCGCCGGCGUGAUCCGGGUGCCAGCGCACAGGCCGCUGCCCGGGGCCGUGCCACCUCCUCUGCCUAGCGCGCUUCCUGCCAUGCCCUCCGUGCCCACGGUCUCCAGCCUGGGAGGCCUCAAUUUCCCCUGGAUGGAGAGCAGCCGCCGCUUCGUAAAAGAUCGUUUCACAGCGGCGGCGGCGCUUACGCCCUUCACCGUGACCCGGCGCAUUGGCCACCCUUACCAGAACAGGACGCCGCCCAAGCGUAAGAAGCCGCGCACGUCCUUUUCUCGGGUGCAGAUCUGCGAGCUGGAAAAGCGCUUCCACCGCCAGAAAUACCUGGCCUCGGCCGAGAGGGCGGCGCUCGCCAAGUCCCUCAAAAUGACGGACGCGCAGGUCAAGACCUGGUUCCAAAACCGGAGGACCAAGUGGCGGCGGCAGACGGCGGAGGAGCGGGAGGCGGAGCGGCAGCAGGCGAGCCGGCUCAUGCUGCAGCUGCAACACGACGCCUUCCAAAAGAGCCUCAACGACUCUAUCCAGCCCGACCCGCUCUGUCUGCACAACUCGUCGCUCUUUGCUCUGCAGAAUCUGCAGCCCUGGGAGGAGGAUAGCUCCAAGGUCCCCGCCGUCACCUCUCUGGUGUGAGCCACCGGCGCGCACCGUCGCCAAGUAUCGCCGCCCCGACCCGGCGGGGCGCCCCGGGCCCCCAGCCGGGCUGGGGGGGGGAGUCGAGGCCGAGACGGGAAGGGCCAGCCAAGCUCAAGUAGGCCCGGGGGCGCGGCCGCAUCCCCGCCGCCUGCGGAGGGGGCUGGGCCCGGGCUCCGCGCGGCUGCACA